GUCCUUUUCUAUUAGAAUUAGAUCAUCCUGGAAGAUUCAGAGUUCAAUGAACGAAGAACGAAUAAAUGACUUCAAUUCCCGGCUCUUUUACGUCAAAACCGAAGGUGAUUUUAAUCCGCCACGUCUACAAAUUUAUAAUCCACGAUGAAUAACAGUCCGCCCUAUCAUCCGAAGUGCAGAGAUAACAGAGUGUAAGUGCAACAUCGCGAUGACUUGUUCCACUCUGUCCGAACGUCGUGCGUCGUGUCCUCUCUCUCGUGUCAUCUGUGCUCUUCGGCACGUGCGAAAGUACAAUGAAGUGUGUGCGGGGUCAACGUAACCUCAAAGCACAUCAUUAUGUAUAAUCGAGCCGCGACAGGCGGCCCGCGAGUGUUUUGAGGUCGCGUUUCGGGUCGGUCGCGCGAGUCGUCGUUCUCGUUCUCUUCAGUCGAAACGUCAACAUGACGUUCGCCAAUAUUUUGCUGCGGCUGGACGUCGGGACGAGAUUCACCGGAGUCCGACAUUUAAGUACAAAGCCAAACUUUGGUCUAAUUUUUGACAUUGAUGGUGUCAUAGUACGUGGAAGACAAGUAUUGCCACCAGUAAGAGAAUCUUUCAAGCGGCUUCAAGGAGAAAAUGGAAAAUUUCGCAUCCCUACACUAUUUGUUACCAACAGUGGAAAUUCAUUGCGCAGUCAGAAAGCAGCGGAUCUCUCAAAAUGGAUAGGUUUUGAAGUUGCGGAAUCUCAAGUUGUGCUGGCACAUUCACCAUUGCAGAUGUUCGAUUAUCUUCACAAUAAACAGGUUCUCAUAUCGGGUCAAGGUCCAAUAAAAGAUAUAGCCAGAGAACUGGGUUUUGAGAAGACCACAACCAUAGAGGAAUGUAAAAAUUUUCCGAGCUUAGAUUAUGUAAAUAUGAAGAAGAGAAAUCCAAUUUGCGGUCCAGUUGAUUCAAAUUUCCCGCAAAUCGAGGGGAUCGUGCUUCUAAGCGAGCCGAUAAACUGGGAAACGCCGUUGCAAUUAAUGGUAGACCUCCUAAUUACCAAUGGGAUGCCCACAGGAUUGCCUACUGCUGUUCCUUAUCCGCACAUUCCAGUGUUGGCAUGCAACAUGGAUUUGCUGUGGGCAUCGGAGGCGCCGAUUCCCCGAUACGGCCACGGCGCUUUCUUAUUGUGCCUCGAAAGCCUGUACAAGAAAGUCACAGGCAAAGACAUGACAUAUGCUGCUCUAGUCGGAAAACCUAGUGAGAUUACAUAUUAUCAUGCCAAUCAAAUGCUCGUAAAUCACGCUAGUAGCAUCGGAAUCGAGAACGUCGACACAAUUUACGCUAUCGGUGACAACAUCAAUACUGAUGUUUUUGGCGCGAAUUUAUACGACAAGUAUUUAUCCCAUUACGAAUCCGGAGAAGGUACUAAGUCUCGCAGCCUAGAGAAGCUCCUCGGAAAUAACGUGAAGUGUCCUGAUGCAAAGGCCUGCAUUAGUAUUUUAGUCGAGACCGGCGUGUACCAGCCAGAUUCCAAAUUCAGAACUGAUCAUAGUCCUAGGGAUUACCUGCCGGUUGACGAUAGUCUAUGCAAGCCGGCGUUCAUCGUGAAGGAUGUCGGGCAAGCUAUUAAUCUCGCGUUUAAAGAAGAAAAGUUUGAAUAAAUUAGUACAGAGUAGAAAAUAUGUUAGCCUACAUCGCUAGAUGACGUUCCAAAGCAGAAAAUAGCAGGAGAGGCUACGAUGCGUAAUAAAAGCAUAAUAUACUUAAUUUGCUCCUUUUUCGAUAUUUUUGAUUUUUUAAACUGACUAACUUUAACGAAAAAGAGCCUUAUGAUACUAAGCCAUCUGAGCAGAUUAUAUCAAUUGAUGAAAAAUUAGGAUAAGAUUAUAUAUACGCGGAAGCGUAACACACAAAUUAUCAGUCGAAGAAACACCAAGAUCUUGGAAAAGAUACUUUUACAAGAUUCAGAUUAAUAUAUACAUAUUGUAGGUAGAAUAAUAAAAAAUAUAUAUAUUGCCAUAUAUAUUAAUUAUGUGUAUAUAUGUUGGGACGAUAACAUAUGUAUAAAGAGAAUUUUUAUUAUGAAUUUCAGUACGUCUACUGAAAUAAAACUUUGUUUGAGAACUAUGUCCUGCACACGCUUUGGACAUAAUUUUAUAGUUUAACACUGAUUGUAAGAUUUUAUUAGACGACGCGACGCGCUGCAUGUCAACCGUGUCUAAACACACAUUAGACAAUUAUACCUAUAUUGUAGUUGCAUGGUGAACUGAGCUGAACAUAUUUUGUAUGCAAAGUGCAAAAUUGAGCUCUAUUGAAAUGCACCUUGCCUAGUUAAAAGCAAUGCAAAAUAUACAAAGUGAUAUGUACAACGUUCCCUUAAUUGAUAAAUAGACGUAUAAUUUUUAUUUGAUUGCUCCUAAAAUUUGUAACUGUAAUUAUACACUGUGUUGUAAGCAUAUAAUAUGUAUAUAUUAAAAAAUAUAAGCUAUAUUAAAAAAUAAUAUAGAUUAUAUUUAGUAAUAUAGUCAGGUCUCUAGUCUCUUGAAAUACAGCUCGUUAACCGAAUGCAAUCUACAUAAAGAUUUCUUUUGUUGUUACAAAUAGGCCAAGGCUGUCAAGAAAAAUAGUCGCCUUGGUCGAAAAUAAAUCUGCGAAAAUGAAUGAAUUCCGAAGCAAUCGACGAGAAUUUAUUCGACGCGAUUUGAAUUUUUGGAAUCAAAAGAAGACACUGGCUAAAAAUUCCGAUAAAUUUUAUUAAAAUUAUUUUUUGAAACAUUUUAAAUAUUUGUGUCUUAAUUUUGAGAUUAGAAAUAUAAUUCUACAGAAUGUAUUUUCGUCGAUUCUCUUUUAAUUCAUUGAUUUUUUUUCUCUUUAAGAAAUCUUGAAAUUUAUAGAUAAUUUUUUAGAAACAUUUUAGCUGAAAAAUUGUCUGUAAAAAUUGAGAAUCUUCUUCUCAAAAUAUACUAUUCGUGCGCACUGAAACAUUUUUUAUGUGUAAGAAAUUGCAUGAACUGUUAACAUACUAAUCUAAAACGCACAUAUUUUAUACUUGCCGUUUGUACAGAGCGACUUUGGCACGAUAAAAUCAGAGAUUUAAUUACACUUAAUUAACGCAUUAAUUCGUCGAAAUAAAGACUGAUCAAUUAAAUAGAGAAUUUAAAUGCAAAUCGAACAAAUUGGUCUUUAUCGUUCAUUCGUGACAAUGAUCGUCUCGUGCAACGGUCGAAGUUGCAACACGAUCACAUGCCAAUAAAAGCUCUGCCUCCGCUGCCAACAACACUUAAUAGUUAGCGACACAGAGGUCUAUACCAUACUAAAGUACAUGCCAUUGUACAUACAUGAAGGCAGUUAUAUUUGUAGAAAAUGUCGUGCUUCAUCGAAGGCAAUACUAAUACUGUGUCACCUAAUUGUGUAUCAAAUGUAGAAUUUUUCUGAUGUAGCGUCUAUGAAUUUUAUGGAGCAAAUUAGAAUUUAUUUUAAUAAA
Messenger RNA from Nylanderia fulva, 3448 nucleotides. RefSeq names its product haloacid dehalogenase-like hydrolase domain-containing 5. Gene Ontology annotation, biological process: glycerophospholipid biosynthetic process. Gene Ontology annotation, cellular component: mitochondrion. NCBI's taxonomy places the organism in Eukaryota, Metazoa, Arthropoda, Insecta, Hymenoptera, Formicidae. The record is from RefSeq and is a predicted model, not a curated record.